This is a messenger RNA of Mercurialis annua (annual mercury), 1409 nucleotides long. RefSeq names its product probable jasmonic acid carboxyl methyltransferase 2. Gene Ontology annotation, biological process: methylation. Gene Ontology annotation, molecular function: S-adenosylmethionine-dependent methyltransferase activity. The coding region runs from base 122 to 1270 and encodes 382 amino acids. The record is from RefSeq and is a predicted model, not a curated record. The transcript is spliced from 4 exons. NCBI's taxonomy places the organism in Eukaryota, Viridiplantae, Streptophyta, Magnoliopsida, Malpighiales, Euphorbiaceae.
GACCAGUACCCCGGCCCGCCCAGGCCCGCCCCUAAGCUCCAAGCCCGUCACGAGUCUGAAUCCGAUCCCCAAAACUCAUUGCAGCAAAAAUAUAUAGCUAAACCAAGACAAGACUAUAAAUAUGUCAUCUCAAAUUACAACAAUAGAUCUUAAAGUUCCGUCGGUUCUUCACAUGAAUGGAGGAAAGGGGAAAAACAGCUACUACAGAAACUCAUUGGUUCAGAAGGAAGUGAUAUCGAAAACGAAGCAUAUAUUAGAAGAGUGUAUUGCAGAAAUGUGUAGUUCAAACAUGCCAGAAUGUGUGAAAAUAGUGGAAAUGGGAUGCUCCUCAGGACCUACUGCAUUGGUGCCGUUAUGGGAAAUAAUUGAAACAAUAGAGUCUACUUUUAAGAAGAUGAAUAAGGGCGAUCUACCCAUUUUGCAAGUUUUCAUGAAUGAUCUCCAGGAGAAUGAUUUCAACACAAUUUUCAGUUCAUUGGUGCCUGAAUUUUAUGAGAAACUGAAGAGACAAAAGGGUGAAAAGUUUGGGCAGUGUUUCAUAGGGGCAGUGCCUGGUAGUUUCUAUGGAAGGCUAUUUCCACCUAAUUCCUUGCACUUUGUUCAUUCUUCUUCCAGCCUCCAUUGGUGUUCUCAGGUACCUGAAGGGGUUGUAAGUGAAACAGGAAUUCCUUUGAAUAAAGGUAACAUUUGCAUAGCCAAAACAAGCCCACGAAGCGUGCAUGAAGCAUACUCCAAUCAAUUUGUAAAAGAUUUCACUGCAUUUUUAGUGUCACGUUCGGAAGAAAUGGCACCUGGAGGACGUUUGGCUUUGACAUUUAUGGGUAGAAAUGAUACUGAUCCUUCCUGCAAAUAUGGUUGUGAAAUUUGGCAACUGCUUGGUAUUGCCUUGAUGGAGAUGGUUCAAGAGGGGCUUAUUGAAGAAACAAAGUUAGACAUGUUCAACAUUCCAGUGUAUGCUCCUUCUGCAAAAGAAGUUGAGCGUCUGAUAGAAAAAGAAAAUUUAUUUUCCAUUAAACGAUUUGAAGAAGUGAAAAUAAAUUGGGAUGCCAAUAUUGAAGAUGGUAACAACGACAUGGCGUUUGAUAAAUGGGAGAGAGGUGACUAUGUGGCAACAUACUUGAGAGCUGCUGCAGAAUCAAUGGUGGUAACUCAUUUUGGAGAUGCCAUUCUUGAUGAUUUAUUUCAUAGGUUUUCCUUGAAAGCGGCCGAUUACUUGGAAAAUAAGAUUGGUUAUUUCACCAUUUUGGCGAUUUCCAUCCUUAAAAACUGAAAAGUCGGGUUAAAUCUUUUUAUGAUUACUAUAAUAAUAAAGUUAUUCUAAAACGGUUAAUAUUUUGAUAAUUCAGUUAUCGUUUUUGUAAAAAUGGAAGUUUAUUCGAUCACUUUAAAUCAGUUUUUUAUAUUUAUUA